This is a messenger RNA of Anopheles nili, 4681 nucleotides long. RefSeq names its product collagen alpha-1(I) chain-like. The transcript is spliced from 6 exons. Bases 1 to 4680 code for a protein of 1559 amino acids. The record is from RefSeq and is a predicted model, not a curated record. Gene Ontology annotation, molecular function: protein binding; extracellular matrix structural constituent. Lineage: Eukaryota; Metazoa; Arthropoda; Insecta; Diptera; Culicidae.
AUGAAGUUCCGGCUGAGACGUCCGCUGCUGCUGGCGGUGUUCUUUAUCAUAGUGAUCGUUGCCGACGAGGUACGAUGUGACGAGGACCCGGCGACGGUCAAACCGGUCAAGAGAAAAAGCAAGAAAAGCAAAGUGAAAAAACUGGCCGUGAAAAACCUGAAGAAGCCACGUGAUCGACCUCAAGCUGAUCGACCACAAGCGCAAGCUCCGGAAUACGACUCGGCGUACGAUUACGGUGACAACUACGACUACGAACCGGAUCAGGAUUAUGACGCGGAGAACGCUCCUGGAGGACGUAACCAGAAUCCUGGCUUCCGUCAACCGGAUGACGAAGUUCCGCGAGCCGCAGCCACAACGACAACCACCACUACAACACGGGCACCGGAACCGGAAUCGAUCGUACAACCGUUCACGUGCUACCACGAGGGCAAAUGGUACCGUGAAGCGGAAGUCUUCCAAGCCGACUACCAAGGUUGUGCCACGUGUCGCUGUCGAAAUGGUUCGAUCCAGUGUGAUAAAGCGGAUUGUCCGCGUGUCCUUCCAACGACCACGACAACCACCACGACGACUACCACAACCACGGAAAAACCAGAGUUCGAUGCAGCGGCCGUUGGUAAUCGACUUCCGAAUGCGUCUCCUGGUGAACCAGGACUUCAAGGUGAAGCGGGUCAGCCAGGAAUUCCGGGCACUCCGGGUAUUCCCGGUCCACCCGGUCCACCAGGACCAGCACCAGAUCUCUCUUUCUACACGCAGCAGCUUCAGGACUCCAUGGGUGGUGCCGACAAAGGUCCUGGACCGGAGAACUUCCAGUUUAUGCAGGCCCAAGUUGGCCCAGUUGGACCACGAGGACCUCCCGGUCCGAGUGGUGCCACAGGUCCUCAAGGUUUUCAGGGAUCUCGGGGUGAACCGGGUGAACCAGGACCACCAGGUGUUGGAGGUCCUGCAGGACCUCGAGGACUUCCGGGACCUCCGGGAAAGGAUGGGGCCGCCGGUGAUGAUGGAGAACUCGGCCCACAAGGACCGGUAGGAUUGCCAGGACCACGCGGUUUACCGGGUAUGCCGGGAGUGCCGGGUCUUAAAGGACACCAGGGCUUACCGGGACCCGAGGGCAUGAAGGGUGAAACGGGAGCCGUCGGUGAAAAGGGCUCGGUUGGAGCCACUGGACCAGCGGGUGUGCCAGGAGCGGUGGGACCUGCAGGACCUCGAGGAGAACGAGGCCGUGAAGGGCCUCCUGGACCAGCUGGCUUGCGAGGCAUCGAUGGAAUAGCAGGACCACCGGGACCUCCGGGUCCUGUAGGAAAGCCUGGUUCGCCAGGAUUCCCUGGCAGCAACGGAGCCAAGGGUGACAUGGGAGCGGCCGGACCCAAAGGUAGUCAGGGUCCUCAAGGUCCUCGAGGUGAGUCCGGUCGACCAGGGCAACCAGGAGAGCCUGGCCUUAACGGACCACCGGGUAAGGAUGGUGUUUCCGGUGAAAAAGGCAGCCCAGGAUCACCCGGAAUUGCAGGACCUCCUGGGUUCCCAGGACCUCGAGGAUCUCCGGGAGCGAACGGUAGUCCUGGUGAUUCGGGUGCCAAAGGCGAGCCAGGUCUACCAGGUGAACGCGGUUAUAAGGGUGAAUCGGGCAUCAAGGGCGAAGCAGGCGUUCCCGGCCCUCGAGGACUUCCGGGAGCAGUUGGACCCGAGGGAAAACGAGGCAAACGAGGCAUGAAAGGUCCCACAGGACUUUCGGGACCUCAGGGCGAACGUGGGCUGCCAGGAUCCCCAGGAUUACCCGGUCCGGAUGGAGCGCAAGGUGUGAAGGGUCAAUCGGGUGAUCGUGGAGCAACUGGUGGUCAAGGACCGAAAGGAUCAAGCGGAGAUCCAGGACCACCAGGGGCACCAGGCAUUCAGGGUUUGCGAGGACAACCGGGUCGUCCGGGAGCGCAAGGAAAGGCCGGAACGCCAGGAGACCGUGGAUUACCCGGAGCUGAUGGAAAGGUUGGCGAGUCGGGUCCGCAAGGAUUGCAAGGACUCCCUGGACCGAUGGGUCUACCCGGUGACAAAGGCUUCACGGGUGAAGCGGGCAAGGAUGGGGACAUCGGACCACCGGGUCCUGUAGGUCCUCGAGGUGACGCAGGCAAGGAUGGACCACCGGGCAUCUCAGGACCUCCGGGACCGCCAGGAAAUGAUGGUGAUCGUGGUCCACCGGGAACUCCGGGUCCACGUGGAUUCCAAGGACUCCCAGGAACAUCGGGAAAUCCGGGUGCUCAAGGAAAAGACGGUCAGAAUGGACCACCAGGACCACCAGGACCGGCUGGACAGCCAGGAAUCCGAGGUGAACGAGGAUUUCCAGGAGAGCGAGGACCCGUGGGUACGCCAGGAACUCCAGGAGUGCGAGGAGAACCAGGUGCACAAGGAAACGAUGGACCUCCGGGCACUCCGGGGCCGACGGGCAUGAAAGGGCACCAGGGCGCACCGGGAAUGGUGGGUCUUCCGGGUCUUCGAGGACCUCCCGGAUCGGCUGGUGACAAGGGCGAACGAGGCAGUUCCGGUCCACCAGGACCCGAGGGACCAGCCGGGCGUGUUGGUGAACGUGGUCUUCAAGGACCUCUGGGACCUCCAGGACCUCCUGGAGAACCAGCGGAAAAGGGCGAACCAGGCAAUCCGGGCAUUCCUGGUGAACCUGGAGCUCCAGGAGCUGUCGGUGAUCGUGGAGCAGUAGGACCGCAGGGUUUGCAGGGCUUCCCAGGACCACAGGGUCCCGGUGGAUCACCCGGUGCGAAGGGCGAUCGUGGCAACAUGGGCUUAAAGGGCGAACAAGGCAACUCGGGAUUGCCGGGUGUGCCAGGAGAGCCAGGACCUCAGGGUUUGAUCGGAUUGACGGGUGCGAAGGGCGCUCGAGGUGAGCCAGGAUUACGCGGAGAAACCGGAUCAAUGGGAACACCAGGACGACCAGGCGACCAAGGACCAAUUGGCCAAACAGGCAAUCCAGGCGCACCGGGAACGGCGGGCAUGCCAGGACAAAAGGGCAAUCCGGGUGAUUCCGGACGUCCGGGUAAUGCGGGUCCUCCUGGCAUUCCAGGACCUCAAGGAAUGGAAGGACUCAAGGGUGAAGCGGGCAGUGAUGGACCUUCAGGACCACCGGGCAAUCAAGGACCACAGGGCGUACCGGGAGAUCGCGGUCUUCCAGGACUUCCGGGUCCGAGUGGCGCUCAAGGAUCACGUGGAAUGCGUGGAGCCGCGGGAGAACCGGGAACCCCAGGAAAACCCGGAGGUGAUGGCCCUCCGGGAGCUCCAGGACAUCUAGGACCUCCAGGACCACCUGGUCCCACCGGUGACUCGGGUCCGGAAGGACCUCCGGGCAAACAAGGACCACCCGGUAUCGCAGGACGUCCUGGUGACAAAGGCCCACUCGGAAACCCCGGUACACAGGGUACACCUGGUGCACCAGGACUCCCAGGACCUCCAGGACCUCAGGGAGCGAUUGGACAAACGGGCGACCGAGGACUACGAGGUGAAACGGGACCUCAGGGUGUGGAUGGACCGACGGGACCUCGUGGAAAACCCGGCCCACCAGGACUGGAAGGACCCAAGGGCGAAAACGGAGAGCCAGGACUCAAGGGAACAAAAGGUCACCGAGGGUUGAUUGGAUUGCAAGGACUGCCAGGUCCCGCUGGUCCGCCCGGAGACAAGGGUAACGUGGGUAAUGAAGGACCUUCAGGAAAACCAGGCGAAGCAGGACCUCGAGGACCUCCGGGUCGCGAUGGUUCCCCAGGAUUGCAAGGCUCACUGGGUAUGGCCGGUCCUCGAGGACCUCCCGGAAGUGAUGGCAAGAACGGUCUGUCAGGUCCUCCAGGACCUCCAGGACCACCAGGACCUCCAGGCGAUGGUGUGGGCUAUGAUGCUGCCGCUUUAGCCGCUCUUCUCGGUCACGGACAGAUGAACAAUGUGAAAGGUCCGGACCCGAAUCAGGGCGAUGAACCGAUGAACCUUGGACGUGUGUUUGAACUGACAGACGAAGAACGUCAACGGCUGGUUGAGAACGCCUACGAGAAGCUCAAAUCAGCCUUCGCUACCUUCAAAAAGCCAGAUGGAAAGCAAACCUCACCGGCAAAGACCUGUCGGGAUCUGUUCGCGGCCCAUCCCGAGUUCGCUUCGGGCCAUUAUUGGAUCGAUCCGAAUGAGGGUGAUGCACGUGACGCGAUCCUCGUGUAUUGUGACGCCUCACGGAAGGCUUCUUGUGUCCUGCCACAACCGGUUCGUACUCGGGAGCUUCAGUACGCCGGAGAUGAACCGGAAGUGUGGUUAGGUGAGCUGAAGGACGGCCUCAAACUAAGCUACAAAUCGGACAGCAAUCAGAUCGGCUUCUUGCAGCUGUUAUCAGCGAGUGCCUCACAAAAUCUAACAUACCACUGUCGAAACAGUGCGGCUUAUUUCGAUGAAUCGCUGGGUGAUUUCCGAUCGAGUUUGAAGCUACUCGCGUGGAAUGAUGCCGAACUGACGGCUCGAGGACCUCAACGGUUGCGUUACGAGGCGCUGGAGGAUGGAUGCAGGCAGAGGGCACCCCACUACGCCCACACCAUCCUCAGUUAUCGCACCGACAAACCAGGACGAUUGCCGUUCGUCGAUGUUGCGAUUCGGGACGUUGGCAAACCGGAUCAGCAGUUCUGGAUCGAGAUCGGAGCCGUUUGCUUCGAGUGAU